Molecule: messenger RNA, 1415 nt
Organism: Daphnia pulicaria
Lineage: Eukaryota; Metazoa; Arthropoda; Branchiopoda; Diplostraca; Daphniidae
Product: sorbitol dehydrogenase-like
Exons: 8
Coding region: 234-1286 (350 amino acids)
Biological process (GO): D-sorbitol catabolic process
Molecular function (GO): L-iditol 2-dehydrogenase (NAD+) activity; zinc ion binding
Source: RefSeq, a predicted model, not a curated record
UUAAUUAAUUCUCUAUACUCGCGAGUUCAAUCAACUCUGGGUUUAAAAACUUUACGACAGGUCCUUAAAAAGCAGUAGAAUUCGCGGGCGGUUUAAACUUUUGACUUUUUCAACCUUGAGCACCUCUAGCGAUAAAAUAUUCAAACUCGGAUCAUAACAAUGCCUCCCAGCAAGUUCCAGGUGUCAAUCGUCUAGGGGAGCCGAGAUAACGACGAUUUGGAAUUGCUUUCAUCAUGACUACCGAAAAUCUCUCAGCUGUCCUUUACUCUGUCAACGAUAUUCGAUUGGAAAAUCGGACUAUCCCUAAGGCUCAAAAGAAUGAGGUUUUGUUGCGAAUGGAUAAAGUUGGAAUAUGUGGAUCUGAUGUCCACUACUGGGUGAAUGGAAGAAUUGGUGAUUUUGUUGUGACCAAACCAAUGGUUUUAGGCCAUGAAGCUGCUGGAGUGGUGCAUGAAGUUGGAGAAGGUGUAACACAUUUGAAACCAGGCGAUAGAGUGGCGAUCGAACCAGGAGUUCCAUGCCGAUCCUGCGAUUACUGCAAAGGUGGUCGUUAUAAUCUAUGCCUGGACAUCGUUUUCUGUGCUACCCCGCCCUAUGAUGGCAACUUGGCUCGUUAUUAUACGCACGCUGCUGAUUUUUGUUACAAACUCCCGGAUCAUAUGACCAUGGAAGAAGGAGCUCUUUUGGAACCUCUUUCAGUCGCCGUUCACGCUUGCCGCAGAGCUGGAGUCACCAUCGGACAGAAAAUCCUAAUUUGUGGAGCUGGACCGAUUGGUCUUGUCUGUCUCCUCACCGCUAAAGCUAUGGGAGCAUCAUCCGUCAUUAUUACUGACAUAUCUGAAAGCCGAUUGGAAGUUGCUAAAAGUCUGGGAGCUGACCAUACAUUGCUGGUGGGUGGAGAGGAUGCGGAAACAUUGGGCAAACAAGUUGCUGGAAAAUUUGGUGGACCUUCUGACGUUACCAUCGAGUGUAGCGGUGCUGAAUCUAGCAUUAGGCUUGCCAUUUUUGGAACUAAAAGUGGAGGACUUGUCGUUUUGGUUGGACUGGGACCAGCAGAAAUCAAAUUGCCAAUUGUUAAUGCAGCCGUCCGUGAAGUUGAUAUUAGGGGGAUUUUCCGUUACGCCAAUUGCUAUCCAACAGCAUUGGAGCUGGUAGCCAGUGGACGUGUCAACGUUAAACCAUUAAUCACCCAUCGAUUCAAACUGGAAGAAACCGUGAAAGCCUUUGAAACAGCCCGUACUGGUGCCGGCGGAGCAAUUAAAGUGAUGAUAUCGUGUUCAGAUUAAAGAGAACUAUUUGUUCCUUGUUGAUUCACCCAAGUGUUUGGGUGGUAGAUUUUUUCUUGGUUAAUUUUCUGAGGUGGGGGGGGGGGGGAAACACAUGAAGAUGAAAUACACAAAAAUAUUAACUGUUUA